Molecule: messenger RNA, 513 nt
Organism: Drosophila melanogaster (fruit fly)
Lineage: Eukaryota; Metazoa; Arthropoda; Insecta; Diptera; Drosophilidae
Gene: COX8
Product: cytochrome c oxidase subunit 8
Exons: 2
Coding region: 94-300 (68 amino acids)
Biological process (GO): mitochondrial electron transport, cytochrome c to oxygen; oxidative phosphorylation
Cellular component (GO): mitochondrial inner membrane; respiratory chain complex IV
Source: RefSeq, marked reviewed
AAAGAAAGGCGAAUGACAAAUCGUUAAGAAGAAGCAUUCUAACCUUACAGCAUUGAUUUUACGCCAGCGUAUUUUGCGAAAAAGUUUGUGAAAAUGUUCCAAAACAGCGCUGCCCGCCUCCUGGUCCCCGCUAUGCGUAGCGCCAUGCAGAGCCGUUGCCAGUCGGUCGUCUCUGGACCUCCGACCCAGCGCAUCUCCACCGCCGAGAAGGUGAUCCUCGGCGGCGGCAUGUGCGCUGCAUCCUUGUUCAUUCCCGCCUGGGUGCUCUACCACAUCCGGGACUACAAGGGCGACAAGUAAUCUGCAUACGAGACCACACAUAGUUAAUACGCUUGUAAAGUAGAGAGCAUCAAUAUAUCAAUAGUGCCCCUGUUACGGGGAAAUAAACUAUAGUGCAUUGAGCCACAAACUGAUUUUAUUAUUUAUCUAUGGUCCAGCUGUAAAUAAACGUGUGUCUGAUAUAUGGUACUGACAUUGUAUAAAACGCAGUAUGCCAGGUGUAAAGUGGACUCU